Symbiodinium necroappetens is the source of this 513-nucleotide messenger RNA. Lineage: Eukaryota; Dinophyceae; Suessiales; Symbiodiniaceae. The record is from the annotation of a GenBank genome assembly.
GCCGUGCGCGAACGGAAUCGACAAGUGAGCGGGGCAUCGAACUACAAACGGGCGGCUCCCAUAUUCCACAGGGAGGACCACCGGAUUUACAUGUUGAUAUUGGCAUUGGAUUAUGCCAAUAGCAAGCAACGUUUGCCAAGCGUGAAUGAUGCCAAGCACAUGGAGGAACUGGCGAAACAAUGCGGAGUGCACGAGGUCCUCACGUUGUACAACACCCAAUGCACCAAAGAUGCAGUGCGACGUGCCAUCCGCAGUGCAGGGUCCAGAUGCGACGUCAAUGACUACUUUGUCAUGUAUUUCGAGGGCCAUGCUACCGCAUUAAGCGAUCCUGACCGGCAGGGCCUUCACGAUGAGGCGCUUGUCCUUGUCGAUCCAAACGGGAAGGCUUCACCAGCAACCUUGUUUCUGGAGGAGGAGUUCACCAGCCUUGUGCUGGAGAACUUCAAGCCACAGACACGGGUCAUUGUCUUGACGGAUGCCGGACAUGAAGUGGCGGUUCUGGACCUGUCGCAA